Molecule: messenger RNA, 7770 nt
Organism: Mirounga angustirostris (Northern elephant seal)
Lineage: Eukaryota; Metazoa; Chordata; Mammalia; Carnivora; Phocidae
Gene: PLCD4
Product: phospholipase C delta 4
Exons: 16
Coding region: 5072-7459 (795 amino acids)
Biological process (GO): lipid metabolic process; release of sequestered calcium ion into cytosol; phosphatidylinositol-mediated signaling
Molecular function (GO): phosphatidylinositol-4,5-bisphosphate phospholipase C activity; calcium ion binding
Source: RefSeq, a predicted model, not a curated record
GGACAUCACUCAUGUCUUACACACUAAUCUUCCAUGAAGUUCCAGAGACUAUGGAAUAAGGGAACAGGUCCCCAUUCACUUUUGAAGACCAAAACCCAUCAAGGAUAUCACAGAGGAAAACCAGGGGCUGAACUGUCCUUUGAAAGUAGAUGUAAAAUUCCUGGAAAAAAUAGGCAAAUCAGAUCUAGCAAAAAAAAAAAUUGAUAAUGCACCAUACCUAAUCUGGGUUUACUGUAAAAAACCAAGAUUGAUUCAAUACAUGAAAAAUAAUCAAAUCUAGGUAGAUACACAAAAGAACACUACAAAAUUCAAUACCUAUUCACGAUUAAGAGAAAAAAAAAACUUUGAAAACCAGAAGUAGGAGGGCACAUCCUUAAUCUAACAAAAGGUAUUGACAAAAACACUAUAGUAAACCUCUCAAUGAAAAAAUACUGAAAUCCUCCUCCAUGAAAUGAAGAUUGAGCCAAAGAUGUCCACUGCCACACCUCCAUGUAUCAUUAUACUGGUCCAAGCCUGUGUGAUAAACCAAGAAAAGGAUUAUAAAGGAAAAAUAUUUUUGCUGACAACAUGACUGUGUACAUUGAUAAUCCAAAAGAAUAUGCAAACUCUUAGAAUGAAAUGGAUUUAGCAAGGUACCAGAAUACAAAGUCAAUAUGCAAAAAAAUCAAUUACGUGUUUCUAAAUACAAAAAAAAAGGAAUUUCAAAAAUACAACGGGGUGCCUGGCUAGCUCUUUCGGAAGAAUGUGUGACUUUGAUCUGGGGGUUGUGAGUUUGAGCCCCAUGUUUGAUGUAGGAAUUACUUAAAAAUAAAAAAAUAUAGCAUAAGAAAUCAAAUAGCUCAAAAUAGAUACAUUGAAAGAUAUGCAGAACCUUUACAUUGACAACAACAAAGCAUUUUUGAAAGAAAUGAAUGGAAAGAUAUAUCUACUCCAUGGAUUAGAAAGUAAUAUUGUAAGGAUGCCGGUGUUCUCAAAUUGAUCUGCAGGUUAAACUCAACUCUAAGUAAAAUCCCAGCAGGUUUAGUUCUGUGAAAUUGACAAGCAGAGGAUUCCAAAAUCUGUAUGGAAAUGUAAAGUGCCAAAACAGCCAAGGCAAUUUUGAAUAAGGACAAAAGUGGAGUCUCUGUUCCCAGAUAUGUUCCUUUAACUUUCAACCUCUUUGUUGUUAAGAUUUAUGCAGCAGUUUAUUUUUUUUAAUGCCUUUCUGUAGACAUGCUUCUUAAAAUAGCACAUACUUGUAUUUUGUUUUAUGACCUUUUCUGAAGGUUUUGUCUCAGUAUGGAAUAUUACACCAUUUGUAUUUUUUAUUCUAAUUCCAUCAUCUUGUUCUUUGAUUUUAUACCUCCUUUUCCCCUUCCCCUUAGUUUUCUGUUUUUAAUGUCAGAAUUGAGGAAUGGCUAUAUAUUCUCUGGUCUUCCGAAGUUAGGUAUCCUGGCUUUUAAUUCCACAAGUGAUCUCAUAUUGAUGAUUUUUUAAGUGGAAUUUAAUACUUUGAGCUGCAUGUUUGACCACGAAGAAGAUGGGCUGUAUUUCAGAAGUUUGAGUAGUUUGUCUGGAUGGACUGGAAACUGAUCUCUGAUUCUCUAGUCCCGAGAAGCAAGAUAUUUAGGGCAUCUCCACUGUGUAUAAGGAGGAAGGUCUAGGUUUGCGUGGCCGUGGAAGAGGACAGUGUUUAGGUCUCCCUCCUUGCCGGCUGCCCCUUCAUUUCAAUGUAGGGCUUCUGGGCCUUUCCUGGGCAUGGUUCCCAGAAAAUCCCUCUGCUGCUGCUGCCCUGAUCAAGUUUCUGGAUCUGUUAAUAAUAGACAACAGUGGGGGAGGGCCAGGAUCAUUAUGGAAAUAAGAACAACCAAACCACAGGGACAGUUCCUGUACCACCCCCCACCCCCACCCCCGUCUGUCUGCUCCCUCCCUGGAUCUAAGGAUCGCCCUGCAGCAGGGAUGUCUUCUAAGUCACUCUUUGGAGCCAUUCUAACCUUGUGAAGGUCUCCCUAGUGCCUGCCCCCCAAAAUCAGGACGCAUGAUCUGGGGAGGAUUGGUAUGUUUAUGAAAACACUGAAAAAGAAUAUUUAAGAUCUGAACUCUCCCAGAAAACCCAGGAGGAAUGAUAAUACCCCCACUGAACCCCCCGCAGAAGGGAAGGAAGUUUGGCAGCAAUUAGGUGAGGCAGUAGAGGCAAAGCGUCCAUAAUCCUGGAGUGUAGAAGGAGUGAGGAAUGUAAGGGGGAAGCGUGGAAAACUAAGGACAUGAUGAUGUUAGGGGAGUAGAAAUGGGAGAGGAAGACAGGGGCUCUAUUAAAUAAAACGUGAAGUCAGCACCAUUUAAAUUUUGAUGCCCCCUUAAUCUUUCUAUUCCCCAUGAGUGGCCUCCCUCUUUAGCCUCCCCUCCCUGCAUAUUCCUCUUUCUUUAUCCAAACCUGCUCUCAGGGGCGCCUGGCUGUCUCAGGUCAAAAGAGCAUGGGACUCUUGAUCUCAGGGUUGCAGGUUCAAGCUCCACAUUGGGUAUAGCAAUUACUUAAAUAAGUAAAUUAAAAAAACAAACACACAAACAAAAAACUCUGCUCUCAGGAGAAUAUGGAAACUCAACUAGUGAAUGGUGGAAAACCAAUAAAACUUCAGAAAUUACCAGUUGCAAAAAUCAGAAACCCUCCUGUUGUAAAAUAUAAUACAGAUAGAGAAAAUUACACAAAAUGUAUAGUUAGGGGUACCUGGCUGGCUCAGUCGGUGGAGCAUGCGAUUCUUGAUCUCCAGGUUGCAAGUUCAAGUCCCACGUUUGGUGUAGAGAUUACCUAAAGUAUUGGAGCAAUUGGGUGGCUCAGUUGGUUGGGCUGUCGACUCUUGAUUUCAGCCUGGGUCAUGAUCUCAGGGUCUCGAGGUCGAGCCCUGCAUCAGGCUCCAUGCUCAGCAUGGGGUCUGCUUGAGUUUCUCUCUCCCUCUCCUUCUGCCCCUCCCCCUGCUCCUGUGUGCUCUCUCUCUAAAUAAAUGAAUAAAUAAAAUCUUUUUAAAAAUUACUUAGGGGCACCUGGGUGGCUCAGUCGUUAAGCGUCUGCCUUUGGCUCAGGUCAUGAUCCCAGGGUCCUGGGAUCAAGCCCCACAUCGGGCUCCCUGCUCGGCGGGAAGCCUGCUUCUCCCUCUCCCACUCCCCCUGCUUGUGUUCCCUCUCUCGCUGUGUCUCUCUGUCAAAUAAAUAAAAUCUUAAAAAAAUAAAAUAAAAAUAAAAUUACUUAAAAAGGGGCACCUGGGUGGCUCAGUCAUUAAGCGUCUGCCUUCGGCUCAGGUCAUGAUCCCAGGGUCCUGGAAUUGAGUCCCACAUAGGGCUCCCUGCUCAGCGGGAAGCCUGCUUCUCCCUCUGCCACUCCCCCUACUUGUGUUUCCUCUCUCUGUGUGUCUCUCUCUGUCAAAUAAAUAAAUAACAUCUUUUAAAAAAAAUUAAAUUACUUAAAAAAAAAAGAAAGGAAAAUGUAUAGUUGAAUAAGUUAUAAAGGGAAGACCCUCGUUAGCACCCAGGACUAGAAAUUAGAACUUGGCCAGCUAUUUCAGAAGCCAGCCACGUGCCCGAUCCUAUCAGAACUCUCCCUCCUCCCCAAAGUAACCACAGUCCUGACAUUUAUGGUAAUCACUUAGGAGGAUUUUAUUUUAAUGGGACUAAAGGUUUAGCUAUAAAUAAUCACUAAUGGUAGAAUAUUAGGCACUCAAAGGGUGUUUGGGGAGCCAUGAGAGGUAGCCAGACCUCAGCACACUUAAAAUCGCAUCAUUUCAUAUAGUUAGUUCCCCCUAUGCCUAGAUUAAAACACACCUCACUGGAGAGAAUCCACAGAAGUCCAAGUCCAGGGCUGUGCCCUGUGCCCUUAGCUGCCUGACUCCCACCCACUGGGCCAGAAAUCUCCAUACCCCACAGUCUUUCCAAGGCAGAGCAAAAGUAGGUCCCAGCUCACAGUGUUUGGGAGAGCUCCAGGGACUAUUCGUCUCUGCUGCUGACAUGUGAGCCCAGGACAUUGCCAAGACUACCCUGGGUCUUGGUCUCAGUGUGUAGUAUGGGGCCAUAAUGAAGCCUUUUACAAUCCCCUAUAUUCCUCUCCUAACUUGGUCUCCUUUUCCUCAGUCUCGGUUUCUAUUACAGCCACCUGUUCAUUCACCUUGCAAGAAGCUCAUCACCUUUCUUUCCCUCUGGGUGUCUUUCCAAUCUUGUGCUCCACUCUUUGCCCUUGAUUCUUACAAUACCAUGAGUCCACAUCAUCUCUACACACAUCUUUAUAAACACACACGUGUGUCCUUGCAUAUUGGAGGUGCUGACCAAACGUUCCUAGAAUGCAUACAUGUAAAGAAAGAAGAAAUGAAUUAUUUCAUGCAUUUAUGUAUGCAUUCCUUCAGUGUUUAGCGAGUGCCCAAAAUAUACAGAGAUACUAACUAACCCGUCCCUCUACCCUCUAGGAUCAUUCCUCUCCUCCCUUUCUCCUCAUCUUCCUCCUUCCCCGUCCUGGUUCUUUUUUUCUUACCCUGUGCCACAGAGCUAGACUGAGUGCCCUGCAAGGCAGGACACAGAGACACAGAAGCCGGCCAGUGGAACAGACACCCUGGAAAGGAGCCAGAUGAAAUCAGGGCAAAGACAGCUGUGUGACAUGCAGGGAGAAACCGUGCGGAAUGAAAAGCAGUGAUUCACGGAGCAACGCAACUCAGACACUCCUUGGGUUUCACCGGGAGAGCUACUGCAGGAUUGGGGUCAAUGAGGGCUGGCAUCAAGAUGAAGGGCAGCCGGGCUCCUCCUCCUUUAAUCCUUGUCUCACCACCCCUCCCCCAAAACUCCUUCCCUUUGACCAAUGUCCUGGGCCUUUAAGAUUUGGAAGAGCUCACACCUCUCCCCUCCCUACUCCUUCCCUUUAGCUGCAAGUCUGCCAGUCACAGCAGCAAACUGCGGUAGAAAAGGGGAGGAAGCCAGUGAGUGAGCAAGCGAGAGAGAAGAGCAAGAGCCCAGCUGGGUUUCCUCGUCCCACAGGAGAGAGCAUCGCACAAGCUUACAGACACAGGACCGCUAUCCUGCCCACGGUGACUGGCACCAGCUGGCGGACCGGUGGGUGAUGGUGUCUCUGAUGCAAGGCCGGCUCCCCAUCAAUCAAGACUUGCUGCUGAUGCAGAAGGGCAUGCUGAUGCGCAAGGUGAGGUCCAAAAGCUGGAAGAAACUGAGAUACUUCAGACUUCAGGAUGAUGGCAUGACAGUCUGGCAUGCCCGGCAGGCGGGAGGCACUGCCAAGCCCACCUUCUCUAUCUCUGAUGUGGAGACGGUGCGGGAGGGCCACGAGUCCGAGCUGCUGCGGAGCCUGGCAGAGGAGCUCCCCCUGGAGCAGGGCUUCACCAUCGUCUUCCACGGCCGCCGCUCCAACCUGGACCUGGUGGCCAACAGCGUCGAGGAGGCCAAGAUAUGGAUGCAGGGGCUCCAGGUUUUGGUGGACUUUGUUACCGGCAUGGACCAACAGGAGCGGCUGGACCAAUGGCUGAGUGACUGGUUCCAGCGUGGAGACAGGAACCAGGAUGGUCGGAUGAGUUUCCACGAAGUCCAGCGGUUACUGCACCUGAUGAAUGUGGAAAUGGACCAAGAAUAUGCCUUCCAGCUUUUCCAAGCAGCAGACACAUCCGAGUCCGGGACUCUGGAGGGAAAAGAGUUUGUAGAGUUCUAUAAGGCGCUGACUAAACGUACUGAGGUGCAAGAGCUGUUUGAAAACUUUUCGGCCGAUGGGCAGAAGUUGACCCUGCUGGAAUUUGUGGAUUUCCUCCAAGAGGAGCAGAAAGAAGGAGAGCGAGCUUCUGACCUUGCUCUGGAACUCAUCGACCGCUAUGAGCCCUCAGAUAGCGGCAAACUGCGACACGUGCUGAGCAUGGAUGGCUUCCUCAGCUAUCUCUGCUCGAAGGAUGGAGAUAUCUUCAACCCGACCUGCCUUCCCAUCUACCAGGAUAUGACUCAACCGCUGAACCACUACUACAUCAAUUCCUCUCACAACACCUACCUCGUGGGGGACCAGCUUUGUGGCCAGAGCAGCGUGGAGGGCUAUAUACGGGCCCUGAAGAGGGGGUGCCGCUGCGUGGAGGUGGAUAUAUGGGAUGGACCUAGCGGGGAACCUAUCGUUUACCAUGGACACACCCUGACCUCCCGCAUCCCAUUCAAAGAUGUCGUGGCCACUGUAGCCCAGUACGCCUUCCAGACCUCAGACUAUCCAGUUAUCUUGUCCCUGGAGACCCACUGCAGCUGGGAACAGCAGCAGGUCAUGGCAUGCCAUCUGACCGAGAUCUUGGGGGAGCAACUGCUGAGCACUACCUUGGAUGGGCUUCUGCCCACUCAGCUGCCCUCACCUGAGGAGCUUCGGGGGAAGAUCUUGGUGAAGGGGAAGAAGUUAAGGACACUUGAGGAGGAUCUUGAGGAAGAGGAAGAGGAGGAAGAGCUAGAGUCUGAACUGGAGAGAGAGCAGGAAGCUGACCCGGAGCUGGAGGCCCAGCUGGAGUCUGAGCCCCAGGCGUUGAGCCCACGCAGUAAGGACAAAAAGAAGGAGAAGAGAUCCAAACCCAUCUUGUGUCCAUCCCUCUCUGCCCUGGUUGUCUACUUGAAGUCUGUCUCAUUCCACAGCUUCACUCAUUCAAGGGAACACUACCGCUUCUAUGAGACCUCAUCUUUCUCUGAAACCAAGGCCAGAAGCCUCAUCAAGGAGGCUGGCAAUGAGUUUGUGCAGCACAAUGCCUGGCAGCUCAGCCGCGUGUAUCCCAGUGGCCUGAGGACAGAUUCGUCCAACUACAACCCCCAGGAGCUCUGGAACGCAGGCUGCCAGAUGGUGGCCAUGAACGUGCAGACCGCGGGGCUUGAGAUGGACAUCUAUGAUGGCCUCUUCCGCCAGAACGGUGCCUGUGGCUACGUGCUGAAGCCUGACUUCCUGCGUGAUGUCCAGAGCUCCUUCCACCCCGAGCGGCCCAUCAGCCCUUUCAAAGCCCAGACCCUCCUAAUCCAGGUGAUCAGUGGGCAGCAACUCCCCAAAGAGGACAUGAGUAAAGAGAGGUCCAUUGUGGAUCCACUGGUGAGAGUGGAGAUCUUUGGCAUCCGCCCUGACACAACCCGGCAAGAGACCAGCUACGUGGAGAACAACGGUUUUAAUCCAUACUGGGGGCAGACGCUAAGCUUCCGGGUCCUGGUGCCCGAACUGGCCCUGCUGCGUUUCGUGGUCAAGGAUUACAACUGGAAAUCCCGACAUGACUUUGUCGGGCAGUACACAGUGCCUUGGACCUGCAUGCAGCAAGGUGGGCCAGUCCUUCAACCCCUGGCCACCACCAGCCGGGCUCUGGCUGUCCUUCUAAUGCCGCCCUCCUGCCCCUCUCCAGGCUACCGCCACAUACACCUGCUCUCCAAGGAUGGCAUCAGCCUCCAUCCAGCUUCCAUCUUCGUGCAUAUCAGCAUCCGGGAAGGGCUGGAGGGGGAUGAAUCCUAAGGCUCAAUCCCCUACCCAGAUCUAGGACUACUCUCUCUCAUCAACCCUGGCUCAAAGGCUGGCUGCAACCCAGAGAGGGGCUUGGAGCAGAAGGACAGAAAGAGGCAUUAUCCCCUCCACCCUAACUUCCUCUAAGCCCAGAGCCAAGGGAAAGAUAAAUCAAGCCUCAAGGUUCCCCAGGCAAAGGCUGGGGAAGGACACCAGACCCUAAGACUAUACUUUGACAUUCAAGAGAACACUGCACAGCCCUGAGUCCCCACUGGACUGCUCUCUCCUGGCCCCACCUGUAUAAAUAGAGCUUUUCUACCCAG